This is a messenger RNA of Pyrenophora tritici-repentis Pt-1C-BFP, 1395 nucleotides long. RefSeq names its product HemH, Protoheme ferro-lyase (ferrochelatase). Gene Ontology annotation, cellular component: mitochondrion. Gene Ontology annotation, molecular function: protoporphyrin ferrochelatase activity. NCBI's taxonomy places the organism in Eukaryota, Fungi, Ascomycota, Dothideomycetes, Pleosporales, Pleosporaceae. Gene Ontology annotation, biological process: heme biosynthetic process. The record is from RefSeq and is a predicted model, not a curated record.
AUGGCUCUUCGUAUAUCUUGUUCGCGUGCUGCAAAGCGUGCAAGUGCAAUUACACCCGCCACAUCCGUCUUCUCAUCAUACAGUACGCAAUGGAGGAGAGGUAACGCGACAGUCGCCCCAACGCAAGUCACGCCGGGCUCCAAGGGGCCCACUGCCAUGGUUUUCAUGAAUAUGGGUGGACCUUCCACAACUGAUGAAGUUCAUGGUUUCCUGAGCAUGUUGUUUGCCGACAAAGAUUUGAUUCCUCUUGGACCGCUACAAAAUUACAUUGGACCAUAUAUUGCACGGAGACGAACACCCAAGAUCCAAAAGCAGUAUGCAGAGAUUGGUGGUGGCUCGCCUAUCAGGAAGUGGUCGGAAUAUCAGGCCGCUGAGAUGUGCAAGAUCCUCGACAAGACUUCACCGGAGACCGCGCCCCAUAAGCCAUACGUCGCAUUCCGAUACGCCAAUCCGCUUACAGAGGACACAUACAAACAAUUGAUAGCAGAUGGAUUUGGAGCUGGGAAGGGUGGCCGCGCUGUAGCCUUCACACAGUACCCACAAUACUCGUGCUCUACGACUGGAUCUUCCCUCAACGAACUCUGGAAGUGGCGGACAAGACUGGAAGGCAAGCGCGCAAACGGAGAGACUGGCCAAGAAGUUGAACCAGAGGGUGCUAUCAAGUGGAGUGUCAUCGAUCGCUGGCCCGCACAUCCAGGCUUGGUGGAAGCUUUUGCACAAUUAAUCGAGAAGAAGCUCGCAGAAUACCCAGACGAGCGAAGAGACGGGGUUGUCAUCCUCUUCUCCGCACACAGUCUGCCUAUGACCGUUGUGAACCGUGGUGACCCCUAUCCAUCCGAAGUCGCCGCUACCGUAUACGCUGUCAUGCAACGCCUUGGCAUGAAGUACAAGUACCGCCUUGUGUGGCAAUCACAAGUUGGACCCCAGCCCUGGCUCGGUGCGCAAACUUCAGACACCGUCAAGGAGUAUAUGAAGAAGGGCCAAACGGAUAUGCUGCUGGUGCCGAUAGCAUUCACUAGCGACCACAUUGAGACGCUGUAUGAGUUAGACAAGGAAGUCAUUGGCGAAGACGCCGAGGGCCACGAGGGCGUAAAGCGGGUUGACAGUCUCAACGACAGUCCCGUCUUCAUCGAAGCGCUUGCAGACAUCGCAAAGGCGCAUUUGCAAAGCGGUCAGGCAUGCAGCCCACAAAUGACCCUCAGGUGUCCAAAGUGCACGAGCGAGAGAUGUCUGGCACAGAAGCAGUUUUUUGCUGGGCAGACACAGCACAUUGACCCUCCCAAGGCGUAGGAUGUGUAAAAUUUGAGACGAAUAGGGCUUCCUUGUAGAUAUAUAGCGGUAGAUUUACCGCUUGUAAAAGUAUCAGACAUUUACAAAAAGAGCUAAAUAAUCAUG